Messenger RNA from Solea senegalensis (Senegalese sole), 2354 nucleotides. It is a transcript of the gene svopl, whose product is annotated as SVOP-like. Gene Ontology annotation, cellular component: membrane. Gene Ontology annotation, biological process: transmembrane transport. The record is from RefSeq and is a predicted model, not a curated record. Gene Ontology annotation, molecular function: transmembrane transporter activity. NCBI's taxonomy places the organism in Eukaryota, Metazoa, Chordata, Actinopteri, Pleuronectiformes, Soleidae. Bases 109 to 1644 code for a protein of 511 amino acids. The transcript is spliced from 16 exons.
UGUGCAGGUGAACAACAUCGCGGAAGCAGCAGCACCAGCAGCAGCAGAGGACCGAGUGUUAAUUGUGAACGCGGAUCAUGAAAAAAGCCGAGUUAAAUCAUUAACCAGAUGCGCGGUGACAUGAAAAGACGAGAACGCGCGAUGAGCGACAGCAUGAAGACGCAGCUGGUGAGCGCCAUCCACCUGCAGGAGGUGGAACUGCAGCAGACACCUGCGGACGACAAGCAGCACGUGGUGGACCACAGCGGCGACGACGCUAAUCCCACGUACACGGUGGAGGACGCCGUGGAAACUAUAGGCUUUGGUCGUUUUCAUGUCAUGCUCUUCAUCAUCAUGGGGAGUUCAAAUAUCAUAGAGGCCAUGGAGAUCAUGCUGUUAGCCGUCGUUUCUCCUGAGAUUCGCUGCGAGUGGCGUCUUAAAGACUGGCAGGUUGCCCUCGUCUCCACGAUGGUGUUUCUUGGUUUCAUGCUCUGUGGCGCUCUCGGAGGAUACAUUUCUGACAGAUACGGACGCUGGAAGGUGGUGUGCGGCGGCUUCGUGUGGAGCGCUUACUUCUCUUUCCUCACGUCCUUUGCUCCGACGUAUGGUUGGUUCAUCUUCCUGCGCAGCAUGGUGGGAUGUGGGGUCGCAGGAGUGUCACAGGGAUUCGUGUUGAAGACGGAGUUCAUCCCGGCCAAAUACCGCGCCUAUCUUCUUCCUCUGGCCUCGAUCUUCUGGAUGAUCGGCUCCAUGCUCAUCAUCAUCCUGGGGAUGCUGGUGGUGCCAACUCUGGGCUGGAGGUGGAUGAUCCGGAUCUCUGUGGCUCCGAGCAUCAUCCUCAUCUUCCUCUUCAAGUUUAUUCCAGAAUCGGCUCGUUACAACGUGUCGGCAGGAAACAUAGACGAGGCCGUUAAAACUCUGGAGUGGAUCGCAAACAUGAACCGAGUGUCACUUCCUGCGGGACGACUAGUGGAGAAGGCCGAGGAAUCUCGAGGCAGCUGGAGGAUUCUGCUCAAUCCAUCAUUGAGGCGAACGUCUCUGCUGCUCUGGUACUCAUGGUUCGUGGCGUCCUUCUCGUACUACGGCUCGGUGCUGAGCAGCUCGGAGCUCCUGGAGAAAAACCUGCUGUGUGUGACGGACGCCGACCGCGAGCAUCAGGUGAAGCACCAGCACGAGGACGGACUGUGCUACUGCAUCCCGUUCGCAAUCGCCGACUACCAGACGCUGCUCAUCAGCUGCCUCGGAGAGUUCGCGUUGAUUCCGUUAAACAUCUGCCUGCUGAAUGUGUGUGGACGCCGGAAGACUCUGACAGUGCUGCAGCUGCUGGCGGCUAUUUUGUUCAUGAUGAUCAGCAUCUGCACCACCAUGUUUGGCUUCACUGUGCUGCUCUUCCUCCUCCGGUCUCUGGUGUCCAUGAACUUUAAUGUGGUUUACAUUUACACGGCUGAGGUUUAUCCAACUGUGGCUCGGUCUCUGGGGAUGGGUUUCUGUACGUCGUUCAGUCGCAUCGGAGGAAUGAUCGCACCGUUUAUCGCACAGGUGCUGAUGUCUCAGUCCGUGAUUCUGGCUCUCAGUCCGUUCGCUGUGACCUGCGUCGUCUGCGCUCUGGGAAACUUUCUACUGCCAAUAGAAACUAAAGGGCGCGCCCUCCUGCAAAAAUCUUGACAACGUCCCGUAAACGAGACGUCUUUUCUGAUUGUUCAGGUCACAUGUGCAAACAUAUUGAAUGUAAUUCAUAUUAAGUGUUUAUUACUUUUUAUUUUUUAGAAAUGAUUUAAUUUAUUUAUUAAUGAGAAUAGAGAACACAGCUGUAUGUGGUUUACUUUUCAUAAAUCUUUGUUAAAUAGCUCUAUAUUCUAAACUAGAGGCUACAUCUUCUUUCACUGUACCCCCCUGAUGCACUACCCCCCCAUCCCUGUCCCUUUCCCUCCAAAAAAGAGAGGGAAGGGAGUGCUAAUGAGAGCAAAGAACAAGAUGUUAGCCAUUAUAGCUAAAAUGUAGCUAAGUGAUAUUCACUAGUUAGCUAAAAUCAUAGCUAAAAGCUACCCAGAAGAUACUUCGAUGGUCUGCUAAAGGUUAGCCAGAACCUAGCUAAAAGUAAGCUAGGAGUUAGCAUUUCAGCAGCAGCUUUUUUUACAUUUUGUACUGUUACAAACUUUUUGACCACGAUGUCCUUCUGUAUUAAAACGACUAAACAUAAAAUUGUGUUAUUAGAUAAUUUACUCUUUUGGGUUUUUAGUUUAUUGGACAUUUGAGAUAUUUACGGGUAAAAGAAAAGCUGUUUUGUUGAAUUACUGAACGUUUACACGUUUAUUUCCAUGACAAUGUGUAAGGAAAAGACAAAGCUAAUGCAAUUAAAAAAAAUUCAAGUCAAA